AAGCAAUCCCUCAUCCAUCGCAAUAAUAUCCAUUAAUGUGAAGUGGACCAAAAGAGAGAGAAGCGAGUGUUACAGUCCUCAAAAUAGAGACGAAACCAUCCUAAUCCUUCAAACUCUCUCACAGCUUCAAGACUCCACUGGAAGCGCCACUAUUGUCCCUACACUCCUCUCCUUUAUAAGGUCUCUUCUCACGAGGCUCUCUCUCAAACCAUUAAAAGAUGCGUUUGCUAGUAGCAGAAGCAGCUUCACCAUUGUCCUCUGCUGCAACUCCAACAUGUAACUCUCAUACUUGCAGAUGGAAGCCUUACUCAAACUCUACUGACUUCACAGCUAAUGCAUCAGUCCUUCUCAUCCUUGUCAUCUCUGCUCUCAUUUGUGCUCUCUCUCUUUACGCUGCAAUUCGUUGCUUUCUCCGACCAACCCUCGAGACUGAAGACGACCACAAGCCUGACCCUGAAGCAGCUGCUUCAUCCACUCCAACAACUCCUACACUUGUCUACUCCUCCGACCUUGAACUCGCAGGAGCUGAAGCAGAGUGUGCCAUUUGCUUGUCGGAAUUUGAACAAGGAGAAAGCAUUCAAGUGCUGGAGAAAUGUCAGCAUGGUUUCCAUGUUAAGUGUAUCCACAAAUGGCUCUCUACUCGCUCCUCCUGUCCCACUUGCAGAACUUCUAUCUUCUCACAACACUCUGAAACUCCUUCAAGCCACAUCAAUGCUUAGCUUCUUUUUUUAAUCUUGUUUUUCCAAAAGCUUUAGAGUUGUAUCAUGUUUUGCUUGAGAUUACCCUGUAUCUGCUCUGUAUUAUUAGGUAACGUAGACCAACCAAAGUAUUUACUUAAGUACUUGUAUUGUAUCAAUCUAAUUCUACAUCGCCACACAAUGAAACAGUGUUUUUUUUUGUUUUGAAACAAGAGUUCAUUGUACUAGGAAAGUUUCUGGACCAAUCUUCAGUAAGAAUCAAAUAAAACUCAGAGCAACUUAAAUUAUAA
Molecule: messenger RNA, 988 nt
Organism: Arabidopsis thaliana (thale cress)
Lineage: Eukaryota; Viridiplantae; Streptophyta; Magnoliopsida; Brassicales; Brassicaceae
Product: RING/U-box superfamily protein
Exons: 1
Coding region: 219-719 (166 amino acids)
Biological process (GO): protein ubiquitination
Cellular component (GO): membrane
Molecular function (GO): ubiquitin protein ligase activity; transferase activity
Source: RefSeq, marked reviewed